UCAAAAAUAGAACAAGAGCAGCUGCUGGAGAAAUGUUUGGAUGGGGGGCAAGAGAGAGAAUCCAGAGAGUGACGCGCUGUGUAAAUCUACAUGGUCAGCAAGGUUGACAUUGGCGUCCGUGCAGAGAAGAAAAGUUUGAAAACAACUUGAGAGAUGCUCCAGAAACGCACGGUAGACGAACAGAGAAAGUCCAUCAGAUGCACUUGGACUAUUUUCCCCAAUCAAAUAUCUUCCUUAUGCUUGCUUUUGUGUUCUAUCGGAGGAUUUCUUUCUCUAUGGAUUUCCUUCAAUUGCUCAGUGGGUUCGAUGGUGGAAUUUAUGCUGAGGACUGUUGAUGGAAUGUUGGUUUCAAGGUUCUGCUUCUUUGCAUAUAUUCGGGGAAGAAUUUUUUCAUUAACAGUCUCGGAAUCCUGAUUUGUUUUACUUUUCUUGGAUUGUUUCGGAUGUUACGUAAAUUAGAAAAUUUUGUGGGAAUAUAAAUUUGCUUUUGCUGGAUUGAGGUUUCAUAUUGAGGUUUGGGGCUAAUUCUUAAUGAUGGAGCUUUAGGACUGCAGUUUGCAGUAGAUUUUCAUUUGGAGAACCGGAAGAAAUAUGGAAGAGGUUUCAGGCCACGGAUUGCUAUCAAACCCUGAUACAUCAGUUAGUAAUCAGACAUCGUCAGCUCCGGUAGAUUCAUUUCUCGGCGAAUUCUUGAAGAACACUAGAACAUGUACUCACACUCACACUUGCAAUCCUCCCGGCCCUGAUGCGUCGCACACGCACACAUGCUACCACACCCACACCCAAGUUCUUACGCCCCAUGAUGAUGAUGAUGCACCACAAGGUGAAGAACAAUCCGUGGCUAAGCGCCGGAGGCCUUCAGGGAACAGAGAAGCGGUCCGCAAGUAUCGGGAAAAGAAGAAGGCGCACACUGCUUACUUGGAAGAGGAAGUUAAGAAAUUGAGACUCUUGAACCAGCAACUAGUUAGUAAAUUACAGAGGCAACCAAUUCUUGAAGAUGAGGUUCUGAGGCUUAGAGGUCUGUUGCUGGAUCUUAGGGCAAAGAUUGACGACGAAUUGGUUGUGUUUCCCUUCCAAAAACAGUGUAAUGUUAACUCUAGUUUCAAAGAAGGCGAUUGUGAGCUGCAGCCUAAUGGUAGUGGAAUGAGCUUACAGUGCGACGCUGAAAGGUUGUGCUUCUGUCCACCCUCGGGUACAUCAGUACCAGCUAGUAGUGUCUGUGGAAGCGGGAAGGCAGUGGUUUCUUGGGCAGAAAACUGUCAGCCUGCGGUUAUUGAUUGCCGAGCUAGUGCAACUGAUGUAGUGAGUAGCGAAGGAUACGCCAUUGAUGCAGUGGAGACCGGGGUGGCAUCCACAUCUCAAGCUGAAUAACUAAAGCUGAAGAUUUCAUCCUGUAAGUUUGUGGAGCCCUUUGAUUUUCUUGAUCCAGUAAUACUUCUGUUCACUUCAUGAGAUAGUCUCUGACAGUGGUGGUGGCAGCUAGUAGUUGAGCCUGGUGCAUUUCGAGAAGGUUAAAGUGUUACUAUUAGUAGUACUAAUACAAAUGUUAAUAUACCUUUAUAGCCUGAUAAACUGAACCAUGAUGAGAGCAUAUAUAGUUUUUCUGUUUCUAUAGGAGCAGAGCAUGUAAAUCAGAACUGCUGUCAGUUAUUUUGAAUAGAUAUUUUUGUAUAUAUAAGCUGAAAUUUUUCGAUUGACA
Molecule: messenger RNA, 1699 nt
Organism: Diospyros lotus (date-plum)
Lineage: Eukaryota; Viridiplantae; Streptophyta; Magnoliopsida; Ericales; Ebenaceae
Product: basic leucine zipper 24-like
Exons: 3
Coding region: 592-1371 (259 amino acids)
Biological process (GO): regulation of transcription by RNA polymerase II; DNA-templated transcription
Molecular function (GO): DNA-binding transcription factor activity, RNA polymerase II-specific; RNA polymerase II cis-regulatory region sequence-specific DNA binding
Source: RefSeq, a predicted model, not a curated record